CCUCUUCUGUAUCUGUAUUCCAAAGACGAAGAGGAUUAUACACCUCCUCUGAAAAUGGCUAGGACUAGCGAUCUCUCUGGUAAGUUUUCUUUUUUUUGACUUGUAAAAAAAACGUGUCGUUGGAACAUUGACUUUGUUUCUGCAUACCAAGACUAUUUCCACAGAGAACUCACGUUUACCUUUGUAUUUUUUUUUACAGAAGUUGAAAUCUCCACUCGAUUUGACGGUGACGACUCGGAUUGGGAGGGAUCCGAGUUCGAUACCGAGGAGUCGGGUGUGGACGACGACUCGGAGGAAGAUUUCGACUAUGUCCCGCUGGUGGAUACCUCUUUGGACUCCGACGAGCCCCUCGCAGAGUACGUCCGACGACAUUGGGAGCGUAAUACUCCGGGAACUCCCUCUUUUUGUUGGUCGAAGAGGGAGAAUUUCGUCAGGCGUCACUGCUUCGAAGGGACACCGGGUGUGAAAGCACCCCUUGAAGACUCGUCGACCCCGUUAGAAUUAUUCACCAGUGUUUUCCCAGAGGAGUUGUUUCAAACCAUUGUGGACGAGACGAAUCGGUAUGUUCGACAGAACCCGCGCACCCCUUCAUCCCAUAUGAAGGGGUGGGAGGACACAACGGUGCGGGAAGUCCGCUCCUAUGUCGGCUUACGAUUCCUGAUGGGCCUUCAGUCGAAGAGGGACCAGAGGGAAUGGUGGUCGACGGACCCGUUGAUGUCCUCAUCGGUGUUCGCCAAGACGAUGACCAGGGACCGCUACGAUGCCCUGACCUCCGCGCUCCACUUCGCUGACAACGAAGGGGAGCAUCCCGCGGAGGAUAGGCUUUGGAAGCUGCGCCCUGUGUUAGACGUCUUGGAAUCGACGUAUCGAUCCGUCUUCGUCCCGAACAAGAACGUGACCGUCGACGAGAGCUUGUGGGCCUUCAAGGGGCGUCACCACGCCCUCCAGUACAACCCGAGCAAGAGGGCUCGGAGAGGGCUGAAGGUCUACAAGCUUUGCUCGUCCUACGGUCCAGAGGCAGGGUAUACGGCGGCCUUCAAGAUCUACAUGGGGCAAGACCGCGGCGUAUUUCCAUCAAGCAUGAAGGCCGUCACCGACCUGCUGGAGAAGGCAGAUCUACUCGACAAGGGGUAA
This is a messenger RNA of Penaeus monodon (black tiger shrimp), 1134 nucleotides long. RefSeq names its product piggyBac transposable element-derived protein 4-like. Lineage: Eukaryota; Metazoa; Arthropoda; Malacostraca; Decapoda; Penaeidae. The record is from RefSeq and is a predicted model, not a curated record. The coding region runs from base 598 to 1134 and encodes 178 amino acids. The transcript is spliced from 2 exons.